Molecule: messenger RNA, 3459 nt
Organism: Plasmodium fragile
Lineage: Eukaryota; Apicomplexa; Aconoidasida; Haemosporida; Plasmodiidae
Exons: 1
Coding region: 1-3459 (1152 amino acids)
Biological process (GO): protein deubiquitination
Cellular component (GO): nucleus; cytosol
Molecular function (GO): cysteine-type endopeptidase activity; cysteine-type deubiquitinase activity
Source: RefSeq, a predicted model, not a curated record
AUGAUCCGGCCUUAUGGGAAAAUACACGUUUCUUUGUCAAGCGAUUAUGUUGAAUUUUACGAAGAACAAAAUUUAAAAGAGCCACACAAUGGUAGAGGAAAAGAAAGUGAUAAAAAAUUAUCAUGUGAAGAGGAGGAGUCUACAACGGUUGGGUGCACAAGGGAUGAUGUGUAUGUUGAUGGACAUACAGGUGAGGAGGAUUUGAGGAAAACGAAUCAUCAGCGUGGAUGCCACCAUGCCGGUUUAGGUAAAUACAAUUUGGGAGAUGGUAAAGGGGGUGAUAUGUCUCCGGAGUUAACUUCUUCCGGGGUAAGCAAUACGGAGGGUCAGAAGAGGACUGUGCAGGUAGAGGCCGCAAAGGGGUUCCUCCUCCCACCUGCACAGCACGGAGGUACGGAAUCGUUGAGGAGUGAUAAUGACGGCGGUGUUGCUAGUGUAGACAGUGUCCACACUGGACGUGUAAACCCCAGCGAGGGCUCCACGAAGCAAGUGCAAUACAAAACCAGGAGGGCAACCCCCCCCACGGUUCGACUAAAAUGUUUCAGAAGAAUCUUUAACAGAACAUUCAGUAGGUAUUACUUUAUCGGAAAGCCGUUUAGGAGAUACGUAAAAAUGAGAACAAGUGCUUCACAAGAAAAAGCAAAAAAACGCACAAGUAAAAAAGGUAAUACAGAUGGGAUAGGCAUAAAGAAAACGGAAGGAGCAAUGGUAUACCAUGGGGAGGAUGACUUUUUUGUUAAGAGGCCAGACGAGGUAUCAUCAGAGAGCGCCAAAAAGAGAGGCAAGGUUACUAUGGGGGAGGAAGGACACAAUAGAGGGAACAUAAGCCCAGUGAAAAAAUGCGCCCAGCAGAUGUUGCUGCGCCCCCCAAAGGUGCGCACAACAAAUUGGGGGAACGUCCUGUUGUCCAAAAUGAAAACAAAGGAAAACAUUUCGAAAAAAAAGUUCGAAAAGAUGAAAAAAAUGAAAAAGAUAAAAAUCGUAAAAAAAAUAAAAAAGGAAGGAAUGCCAUUUGAUUUUAAAAGGAAAAGCAGCGUUGAUAAGGACGCAGGUUCACAGAUCGGCGAAGACAAAUGCCACACGCAUGAAACGUCGACAGUCGUGUCCAUUCAAAGGACUGAGCUCUUUGUUCGUAGGAAGGAGUUCGAAUCGAUGGGGAAGCGGGUAGUUAAGGGGAAGGAGGACGUUACAAAUGGAAAGUGUUCAUCCCCAAUUGAAGGCAAUGGUAUGGGGGAGUACACAGAGGGCAGUGUUAAAAAGAAGAAAAGGAAGAAGAAGAAGAAGAAAAAGAAGAGCACCACCGGGGGGGACAGUACGCUCGUUGGUGAGGGACGCAGCUUUGGUGAAGGAAAACCGAAUGGAGGCGCGGCGAUGUAUGAAGAGAGCGUUCCUGAGAAAGUACACGGUGAGACGCUUGCUUCUUUGCAAAAAGCAGAACGAGAAAGUGGACAGCAUAGCAAAGGGGAAGCAACGACCCCAUCUCUCAAUGGAGUCACUGUACAUAAUGAAGACGAGAGGUACAGCAAAAGUGUAAGGGGGGAGCAGCGCGAAGUGGACGCGGUGGUGUCACCGAUUGGGGGUGAGAAGGAGAAACGGAAAAGAAAAAAAAAAAAAAAGAAACGUGGAGAUGCCAAUGGAAACCUUAGUGAGGACGACGAAGCCGGAAGUCCGAGCCAACUGAACCUGAGCGAAUAUACAAUACUAAAGGAAAUAAAAAUUAAACAGAGCAACGAAGUGGUGCAGCUGAACAUGGACUCGUCCUUCUUUGUGUCCAGAGGCGCGGGUUUGUACAAUUAUGGCCAGAACAUUUGCUUCUUCAACAGCAUAAUACAGACCAUUGUGAGAAUCCCCUACAUCUGCAAAGAUUUGUUAAACAAAUUACAUUCUUUAAAUUGUGAAAAAAAAAAAGUCAGCGUAUUUUGCUUCUAUUGCUUGUUCGAACAAUUCGCUUGCAAUAUUAUUUCCAAGAAAUGUGGAAUAAAAAAUAUGCUCAUCCCUUAUAUAAAAAAAUACAUAUGUAAUAAUUAUAUUGUUGGGUACCAGGAAGAUGUUCAUGAGUAUUUGCGUUACUUCCUGUGCUCAUUGGAGAAGUCUUCCUUUGCGUCUUCCAUUUAUAUACAGAAAAUGUUUACAGGGGUCACCAAAAACAUAACGAUAUGCACAAAAUGCAACCACGUCUCAUUAAAAUAUGAGCAGUACUAUGAGCUUUCAUUGGAUAUCAGCUCAUCUAACAAUUUAGAAGAAGCACUGAAGAAAUAUUUGUCUAAGGAAACCCUCAUGGGUGAUAAUGGUUACUACUGUGACAAAUGCAGGAAGAAAAAAAAAGCCACGAAACAGUGUGUUAUUAAUAAACUCCCAAGAGUACUGACAAUACAAAUUAAAAGAUUCUUUAUGAACUCUAAAUUUAAUGUGGUGAAAAAUCAUAAGCCUAUUUCCUACCCCUUGUACCUGGACAUGAAGGGAUAUGUUAACAACUACUACGACUUGUUUCAAAAUAAUUUUAACAAUAAUGUGAUAGCGCUGUACGAGAAGGCGAACCCGCCCACGGGGGGAACGAGUGAUCAACAAAACGGUGUAGUGAAUGAGGAGCGUAACGGCGAAGCGAACGGGCAGCAAAGCGGCGUAAGAGGUGACCAAAGGAACGCCCCGCCGGGCGCGCGCCCCAAUCCGCACGUCCUCAACCAAAUUGCGCACAUCUUCGCCGAGCUGAAAAGGGAAGUGUGCAAGAGGAAAAUAAAAAAUCAGCUGACCCCCUCACACCUCAGAAGCAUCAUCAUGGAAACAAAAAAACGAAUCCUAAAAGAACUGAACAAAAUAAAAUUCUCCAAAUUUUACAACGACAUUCUUUUGAGCAUAUCGAAGGACAUCGAGACGCUGUACUUCCACGUCCGGGCUAACGCAAGUAGGAAGCAUUUCAGCUUGAAGGGAGCCCUUUUUAACUUUAAGGUGGAGUAUCUCAAUGGGCAGGAGGAUCACCUUCCUCCCCAAUACGAACCGUGUAGCACCGAAAAUGGCCAUCGAAAUGAAAGAAAUAAGAUUGGUGAGAAAGGAGAACACUCACCACGUGAAUCACACAAUGGGAAGAAUCACGCGAACAAAAAAAGCGCAAGCUAUUUUUCAUACGAAUUAACAGGACUAAUUAAGCACAUUGGCUCCGGAACAGAAUAUGGGCACUACGUAGCGCUGACCAAGUCGAACAACAACAUCUACCUCCUCUGUGAUGACAAUAACAUUUCAUACAUUAACAAAAAAGACAUUCUAAAUUGUGUAAAAAAUGCUUACGUUUUUAUUUACACGUGUAUGCACCCAGGCUUCAUCGAUUUUUAUAAUAAGUAUGUGGAUGUCUUGGAAAAAAAAAAGUUUAACAUAAACUUGCCUGUAUUUGAGAAGCGAGUCGAAUUCAAGGAACGCAUAACUAUGCCCAAGCAGAAAUUCAUUAGUAGGUCUCUCCAUUUUUGA